This is a messenger RNA of Tuber melanosporum (Perigord truffle), 688 nucleotides long. RefSeq lists its product as uncharacterized. Lineage: Eukaryota; Fungi; Ascomycota; Pezizomycetes; Pezizales; Tuberaceae. The record is from RefSeq and is a predicted model, not a curated record. Bases 46 to 465 code for a protein of 139 amino acids. The transcript has a single exon.
CAUGCACUACCCCCUUAGGGCUGACUUCACUGUAUUCUUACGAGUAUGAUACUCUAUGAUAAUAUGAUACCUUGCAUUCUCGAGCAUGAUACUGUACUAUACACCACCAGUGCUGCACCACCACACCGAGUCAACUCGCUACGGCCAACCAACCCCGGACCUUCCCGCACAAUCCCGCACAAGCACCCUGCAGCAGAGACAAACAUUUCCCUUACCCCUUGCCCUCUUUCACCAACUACCGGUACUCGUAUCCAUCCAUCUACCGUACCGCAGAGCCUCACUUCUUUUUCACUUUUUCACACCAUUUUCAUUCUCGUUUUCACUUUCACCGCUCUUCAACACCCUCGUUCACUCCCACAUAUGAUCGGUGAAAACGUGUUGUGCACUGCUGAGUGCCGGGACGAUACCGUACCGUGUGAUAACCCUAAUGAAUCCUUUUUUUCCUUUCUUUUGAUUCUCCCAUGAUUGGUGGAUGGAUUUUGCCAUUGUGGCUUGCGGGCGGGUGUAGGUUUUUGUCAUGGACUGGCGUGAUUGGUGGGUGAAUGGGUGGUCCGUCCGUUGGGUUCACCGUGGCGGCGGCAGGCGGGUGGUAGUUUACUUUUGAGUGUUGGGCUUGGUCGAGAGAAAGAUAACGGUUUUGGUUGUCCGGGCUGGAUGGAUGAAUGAAAGAGAGAGGAGAGGGGGGGUA